Molecule: messenger RNA, 961 nt
Organism: Zymoseptoria tritici IPO323
Lineage: Eukaryota; Fungi; Ascomycota; Dothideomycetes; Mycosphaerellales; Mycosphaerellaceae
Exons: 3
Coding region: 32-961 (309 amino acids)
Biological process (GO): retrograde vesicle-mediated transport, Golgi to endoplasmic reticulum
Source: RefSeq, a predicted model, not a curated record
AACAUUCCCACUUUCACCAAGCCGUGCAACGAUGGCCGAUAGUGCCGCAGUAGCCACUGGAUCAGAUGGUCCGACAGACGAAACCCCGAACCAGCGGCAGGCACGCCUGCGCCGCGAGAAACGACAGAAAAAGAUGACGGAGCAAGGCGAGGAUAGACUGGCAAAGAUCAAGGCACUGAACGGAGGGAUCGCACCUCCCGAUGAGGUGCUCGGAGGACCCGUUCCUCGAGUCGCAUCCGUGGCAGAUGAUCCCGAUGAGGUGGACAUCAGCUCGCAUUUCUCUACCCCAGCGAGAGGAGCGCAGGGUGCGAAAGACCCGCUCGCGGCAGCCAUGAUGCAGAUGGAACAAGAGCGGAGAGCGCAAGGCGGACCUGGCAACGGCGAAGACGAAGACCCAUUCGCCAAGAUGAUGCAACAAAUGAUGGGUGCGAUGGGAGGCCAGGGCGAUUCCAACAACCCAAACGCAGGACCACAGGACAUGCCCCCAAUGCUACAAUCGCUUAUGGGCGGAGCAAUGGGCGGAGGACAGCAGGGAGCAGCACAACCGGCACCGGCUGGCUCUGUGUACCUCUGGCGAAUAGUGCACGCCAUCUUCGCGUUCAUUCUGGCCUUCUACAUCUGCCUCACCUCGACCUUCAACGGCACACAAACAUCGCGGUACCAGACCCUCAGCACGGAGGGCAAUGGGCUUGGACCACGACUCUUCAUCAUCUUCACAUCGGCUGAGUUGGUGCUACAAAGCACACGGUACUUCAUGGAAAAAGGUCAGCUGCAAGGAGGAGGACCCUUGGCCAUGGUCGCCAACAGUGGAUUUGUCCCCGAGCCGUACGCCAACUACAUCCGCAUUGUGGGCAGGUACAUCGGCAUUGCGAAGACGAUCUUCAGCGAUGUGAUGGUCAUUGUCUUUGUGCUCGGCUGCAUCGCGUGGUGGAACGGAGAUGGGGUAGCGACCGUAGCGUGA